Westerdykella ornata is the source of this 1146-nucleotide messenger RNA. RefSeq names its product alpha-ketoglutarate-dependent taurine dioxygenase. The record is from RefSeq and is a predicted model, not a curated record. Gene Ontology annotation, molecular function: 2-oxoglutarate-dependent dioxygenase activity. The coding region runs from base 7 to 1146 and encodes 379 amino acids. The transcript is spliced from 5 exons. Lineage: Eukaryota; Fungi; Ascomycota; Dothideomycetes; Pleosporales; Sporormiaceae. Gene Ontology annotation, cellular component: cytoplasm.
CCCACCAUGGCCCCAGCUCUCGUAGAAACGCCACAGCCAGUACCCUCUGUCGCCUACACAAAGUCUGGAACUGGCGAAUACAAGGAGGCGUUCAUCGGAGGUCCGAAAGCAUUCAACGCCGACGCGGAGUUGAAGGGUGAGGGUACCAAGCAGCCGCCCGCCAAAUAUCCUAACUAUCUGCCCGUCUGGGACAACGAGAAGGAAAAGUAUCCUCCUCUUCAGCCCUUCGAGCAUUAUGAGCACGGGAAGGAUGCCGAUCCCACCUUUCCAAACCUGCUCAAUGGUGCCGAAGUGUCCGACCUGACUGCGAAUAUUGGCGCCGAAGUCCGAGGUGUACAGCUGAGCAAGCUGACGGAUAAGGGCAAAGACGAGCUUGCCUUGUUCGUAGCGCAGAAAAAGGUCGUCGCUUUCCGUGAUCAGGACUUGGCCGACCUGCCAAUCCAGGAGGCCCUCGACUUUGGUGGAUACUUCGGCCGGCAUCAUAUUCACCCAACAUCUGGUGCACCAAAGGGAUACCCCGAGAUCCAUCUGGUGCACAGGGGUGCUGACGACACAACUGCUCGCGACUUCUUCGAAGAGCGUACCAACUCGGUGACAUGGCACUCGGACGUCACAUAUGAGAAGCAGCCGCCGGGGACUACCUUCCUCUAUCUUUUGGAUGGCCCUGCCGCUGGAGGUGACACUUUGUUUGUCAACCAGGCCGAGGCGUAUAGGAGGCUCUCUCCUGAGUUCCGGAAGCGACUCCACGGACUCAAGGUGGUCCAUUCCGCCGUUGAGCAGGCGGACAAUAGCAAGACCCGCGGGGGCGUGGUGCGCCGCGACCCAGUGACAUCCGUCCAUCCACUGGUCAGGACACACCCAGCAACAGGCGAAAAGGCGCUUUUCGUCAAUCCUCAAUUCUCUCGUCGCAUUCUCGGCUUCAAGAAGGAGGAGAGCGACUUUCUGCUCAACUUCCUCUAUGACCACAUUGCCAAAGGCCAAGACUUCCAGGCUCGUGUCAAGUGGGCGCCGGGAACGGUCGUCGUAUGGGAUAACCGCGUCACGGCCCAUUCCGCGCUGCUCGACUGGGAUGAUGGUGCGAGGAGACAUUUGGCGAGGAUCACGCCUCAAGCUGAGGCCCCUUUUGAGACCCCCUUCGAGGGCUAA